This is a messenger RNA of Meloidogyne enterolobii, 3630 nucleotides long. NCBI's taxonomy places the organism in Eukaryota, Metazoa, Nematoda, Chromadorea, Rhabditida, Meloidogynidae. The record is from the annotation of a GenBank genome assembly.
UUUAUUUGCUGUGUUUUUUCUAGCCUUAAAAGCACAACCACCACAACUAGCACAACCAACCCAAUAACAACUUUUAGUGCUGUGUUGUCCACAACUACCAUUCCAAGCACAAAACAACAAAAAUUUCGUCCUUCACUUAAAAAUUUGUCGGCAAAAAUUGAAUUAUCUAAACAAUUGUUGAAAGGAAUGAAGGAAGAAAACUUUCAAAAAAAGGAAGAAAAAGUAGUGGAUGAGGAGGAGGAUGAAGAAGAAUCGGAAGAAGAUGAAGAGGAGGAGGAGGAAGCGGUUGAAAGGAAGGAGAGUACAACAAAGGGAUGGACGGAUAAAAAAAGUAAAAUGAGUGCCUCGUUGAUUAACAAACAACGUUUUCAGCUACCUCAAAGAGUUGCUCCAUACUUCCGCAAGUCUGAAGAAGAUACUCGAACAAAUAUUGUAAUUCCAGCAGGAAGAACAUUAAAACUUUCAUGCAAAGCAGGAGGGCAACCAGAACCUCAAGUAGUGUGGAGAAAGGGAAAUGAAGAAAUACUCAGAGAAUCGGAAAGCAAAACAGGUUCAUUGUAUCAAUUGCGAAAGUGGAGUUUGGAUGGGGAAUAUACUUGUGAGGUUUUCAAUUCUGCUGGGUCUAUUCUGCGUCGAUUUCAUGUUGAAGUUCAAGAUAGAAUACGUGCUCGACCUAUUCUUGUACCCAAUGUUCUUCAAAAUAGAACAGUUGAUGUUAACGGAACAGUUAAUUUUACAUGCCAGGUCAUUUCUGAUUUGGUUCCUCACGUUAUUUGGAUUAAAUUAAUUAAACAACCAGAAAAUGGCUCUUUUUUAAUUUGGGAUGAAAAGGAACAACGAGAAACUUUAAAUUUUGUUGAUAUGACAGCAUUAAAAAAUAGAGUAAAAAUAUUUCACGACAAAAGAAGUAAUAGAUACACUAUGGAAUUGAGGAAUGUUUCUAUGUUAGAUCAAGGGUUGUAUUCUUGUGUGGUUGGAAAUACUCUUGGAUUGUCAAUGGGCAAUGCAACAUUAACCGUCAAUGAAUUUCGUUCUUUAACAUUACCAACAGAAGUUCCAACACCUUGGCCUUUGUCUUAUACUGUUUUAUUAAUUCUUUCAUUUUUAUUGUUAUGUGCAUUUAUUGCUUUAUGUUUAUUGUAUUUAUUUUUCUCUCAAAAAUUUUCUGCAAAAAAUCGAGUGCAGAACUUGGAUAAAAUGUCUGUACGGAAAAAGGUAGUAAUAACUCGAAAACCUCAACGUGAAGGAGAGCAUUGGUCUGAUCUGGCAUCAACUUAUUCCAUUACUGUAGAACCUGUUCCAGUACUUAGACAACAUGGAGGACGGGGGACUAAAGCUACACCUGCAGGAACGAGCGGGACAGGGGAUACAGUUCCAUUAAUGGAUUCCACACAACAAUUAUUACAAGGGAACAUAUUAGAAUCCUCUCUUUUGUCUGAUUAUGAAGUCCCAACAGAUUCGACUUGGGAAAUUGAAAGAAAUAGAUUACAAUAUGUCGAUAUUUUGGGGGAAGGUGCCUUUGGGGAGGUUUGGCAGGCCUUGUUACAGCCAAAGAAGAUUAAUGAAGAUAAGGAAGAGAAGGAAAAUAAACAAGAAUUGAACAAAGAAAUUAAUCAAACAGAGCCGGUACCUGUUGCUGUUAAAAGAUUAAAGUCGGCAGCUCAAGAGCGUGAAUUAAUUAUUCUGGCAAAAAUGCAAAUACUCAAAACCAUCGGUCACCAUCCAAACAUUCUUCGACUUAUUGGGUGUUGUACAGGUUUAGGCCCUCUACUAGUAAUUCUAGAACUUUGUGAACAUGGAAAUUUGAGGGAUUUUAUGCGAAGACACAGACCUAAAGAACAACAAAAAUUAAAAGAGGAGGAGGAAGAGAAGGAAGAAAAAGUGGAGGAAGAAGUGGUGGAAUUGGAGGAUGAUGGACUUGGGGUUGGGGGAAUGUAUCAGAACGUCUCAAUAGUAGACACUACAGGGGGUGACCACCAAUCAACACAUUUACAACAACCAGAAAAGCAACUAACAUUAAAAGAUUUAGUUCAGUUUGCAACUGAAAUAGCUAGAGGGAUGGAAUUUUUAGCGAGUAAAAAAAUAAUCCAUAGAGAUUUGGCUGCCAGAAAUGUUUUGGUUGCUAGUGAUUUGACAAUGAAAAUAUCAGAUUUUGGAUUGUCUAGAAAUGUGUUUUAUCACGAUUAUUAUAGAAAGAGGGGGGCUGGUAGAUUGCCGAUAAAAUGGAUGGCACCUGAAGCUCUCGAAGCCAAUGUUUACACAGUAAAUAGCGAUGUUUGGUCUUAUGGUAUUUUACUUUGGGAGAUUAUGACUCUUGGAGGAACUCCAUACCCUUCUAUUGCAAUGCCCCAACUUUACAAUCUUUUAAAAGAGGGAUAUAGAAUGGAAGCACCUCAUAAUUGCCCUGAUGAGAUUUAUGGUGUAAUGGUCAGUUGUUGGCAAGAAAGGCCUGAAGCCCGUCCAGCAUUCCAAACUAUUGGAGAUUAUUUUGAAUGGAUAAUAAAAGAGUCUGAAAAGACUGCUGAUAUUUCGAGAAGUGAAACAGAAAAUGGAGGGGAAACAACAGAUGAGGGGCCCUAUGCAGUAAUUCCUGAAGGCAGUCAGGAAGACAGAAAAGGGCCUGGUGGGGGAGGGAAUAAUGGAAAUGGAUUUACUGGAAUGAGGAUUGGAAAUGGGAAAGAGAAAAGUAUGUCUAGGCCAAUGUCUGCUCCAGGGCUUACGAGUUUUGAGUCAUUUUCCCAAGAGGGCAUAAUAGCCUCUACAACAACGGUCCUAACAUGUUGUGAAUCUUCUGAUAAUGAAAGUACAAACAACACAAACAGUAGCAGUACAUUAAAUGCUACUCGAAGGGAUGUUAUCCAAAUAAAUACAGACAACAAAUCAGAAAGAAGAAGGUCUUUAUUGGAACAAUUAAAAAAAGUUGUUUGGACAGGAAGUAAUGCUAGUAAUAAUGAAAAUAAGUUAAUUGAAGUAGAAGAUGAAAAGGAAAUACAAGAACAAAUUAAAAGGAGAAGAGGACAGUUACAACAACAGGAGGGUAUUGAAAUUAGUGAUGAAGCUAUUUAUAAUAAUUUCCAACCAGUCUCAAAUUUCUACGCAAACACGCCAACUCAGAGCUUGAUGUUUCAGCCUUGUUCAUCUACAGCAACAUUAGAUAUAGUACAACCAAUUAAUGAACAAUCAAAACAAAAUCCUUUACUUCAACAACCUCCACCCCCUCCACCGCCUUCACAUACAUUACCUCCGACAUCCAAUCGACCAAAAAAGAAGUCGAGUGCUUCGGAACAUGGAUUAAGAAUACGUGGGGUUUUCCAUGGAAGUCAACAAUCCUCUACUCAAUGCCUAAUAAGAGGUUCAUCUUCUUCAACUUCUUUCGGUCAAUCCCCUCCAUUAGACAACAAAAUUCCAAAAAAAGUUUUGGUAGACUGGAGAUCUUGUUCAAUAGAUUCUUCGAGUUCUGGACGAGGAGGGUCUUCUGCAAUGUCUAGUGCCGAUGCUCUUUUAAAUGGAAAUGAGGAAGAAGAAGAAGGAGAAGAGAAGGGAGGAGAUGGAAAAAGGGAAGAAUUAUUAAUUGGAAAUAAAACAUUGGAAUAUGUUAGUAUUAUACCUAUUGGACAAUUCCCUGCAUAA